Psammomys obesus (fat sand rat) is the source of this 1089-nucleotide messenger RNA. It is a transcript of the gene Prr27, whose product is annotated as proline rich 27. The record is from RefSeq and is a predicted model, not a curated record. Lineage: Eukaryota; Metazoa; Chordata; Mammalia; Rodentia; Muridae. Bases 1 to 1089 code for a protein of 362 amino acids. Gene Ontology annotation, cellular component: extracellular exosome. The transcript is spliced from 5 exons.
AUGAAGCUACUUCUUUGGGCCUGCGUCCUAUGUGUUGCUUUUGCAAAGAGGAGGCGUUACCCCUUCAUUCAUAAGAAAUCACCCUCAUCCAGUGAAGAGGAUUACUAUGGAAAUCGCUACCCACUUAAUCCAUCUCUGAAUAUCCCAUACGGCUUAUGGAAUGAUAAUUUGCCGCCUUUUCUUAUGCCUCCUCUUGACACUCACCAAGGAAAUGCCAUCACCAAAUUCCAGGGAAAUAAUCCUGAGCUUGAAAGAGGGCUAUCUCCAUACCCUUGGUUUCUCACUUCGUCUAAACUUCACUACAUAUACCAAAACCCUAACUACCCCUCUGAUGUUUCACUGAAUGCUCCUGCAGCAACUGCUCCUCCUCCUCCGCUCCCUCCUCCUCCGCUCCCUCCUCCUCCACCGCCUCCUCCCAGGCCAUAUCCCUUUGUCAUACCUCCAAAGAUUUCUGUUGUCUCACCUGUUGGAUCUGAGCCUGCAGCUGGCCCCGCUGCACCUCCUGUAGGCGAGGGUCUGGUGCCCGAGUUCUCUGUAGACAAAGCUAUUUCAGGCCUGCCUCCUGCAGUCAAACUUGCACCAUCCCCACCACCUGCUGACAACAAGAGUCCUGCACCUGAGCCUCCCCCAGCCCAGUUCAGUGCUCCUGAGCCUGCCCCACCCGGGAUAGGUGAGCCUGUUGCAGCCCACCCAAUGGGAGCUGAACCUGGUCUGCCCCAGGCUGUGGCUGCAGCCCAGUCUAUAUCAGGUGAAUCUGGCACAGGCCAAUCUGCUGAAAACAAACCUGGUUCAGGUGAGCCUGUUGUGGCCCAGUCUCUACAAACUGAGCCUGGGGCAGGCCCUGUUGCUGAAGUCAAGCCUCAGGCAUCUGAGUCUCCUGCGGCAGCCCAACCUCCCCCAGCUGAGCCUAUCAUUAGCCAGUCUAUCCUGGGAAAGUUUAUGACAGCUGAGCCUACUGAACCGAAAACGGAGGUACCUGAGCCUGUUGAGGCCAAAUCUACUGGCCAAGAACCGCAGUCUGUUCUUUUUCACCAGAUACUGAUGAACAAAUCAAAAAAUCUAAAUGUUCGAUCUUUUCUCAACAAAUAG